Messenger RNA from Tauraco erythrolophus (red-crested turaco), 412 nucleotides. Lineage: Eukaryota; Metazoa; Chordata; Aves; Musophagiformes; Musophagidae. The record is from RefSeq and is a predicted model, not a curated record.
AUGUGGCCCUACUUAAGCACACGUGCUCUUCUUCUCAUAGCAAUUGUUAACCUGAGUCCAGCGACUGACGCAGCAUGGAGUGAAAAUGAUGCCACUGGAGAAGACGUCUAUCCCCCUCUGUGGGACCUUGCCCCUGAAAACCUGCUGGAUUUCCAAGUAAAGGACAACAAGACUAUCAUCAAUCCUUGGAACUAUCAAGAACGACUAGGAGUGUAUAAGAACUUGUUAAAUGCUUCAGCCAAAUAUUUUACCGCCUUUGGAUCCCAAAAUUUUGGCAAUAUUCUCUGGGGAUUGCCGUUGCAGCAUGGGUGGCAAUUUCGUACAGGCAGAUUAGCAGAUCCUUCCAGUGUGACUUCCUGUGGCUAUGAAGAUGGAGACCUCCUGUGCAUAUCUGUAAGAAGCUGGUGGUCCU